UUUGUAAAUACUUUGCUAUGCAAGAUAUAUUUAUUUAUAUUUAUUUGAUUAGUCAUUUAUAAAUAAUUUUUCCAAUAAUUAUUUGUUGCAUGUGAUUUACUCAUUAAUUUCACAUAGGGAGAAAAAAACUGAAUUCCAGCCCUGAUGGGAAAUAUAGCUAAAACCAGAAUGUAUUUGGUCAUUUUUUAUCUUUACCUGAUUCAAGGUAGUCUAGAUCCCUGAGCAGGUGGACUUGUAGAUGGUUUUGGUAAACCACUGUAGAGCAGUAAACAGGGGUUUGCAUUGCCCUUAAUGUAGAUCAUACUUGCCUGAUGAAAUUUUACAAAUUCUAGCAAAAAUGAAAGCAUCAGAGCAAACACUAUCAUUUAAUUUGUAUUAAUUACACUAAUAUUAGUUGUAUUAGAUCAUGAAAACACUGAAUUUCAGCCCCGCAGGAAAAAUUAAGUUAAAUUCCACAUUCUAAUGCUUUUUUUGGUCAUUAUAGUCUGAUCCAAGUUAUUGUACAUUGUUGGUUAGCUGGACUUUCACCUGGUUUUGGGCUGGUAGACCACAUUUGGUGUAUCCAACAAGCCAGUUUUGUUAUUCCAAAUCCACCACAUGCUAGCAUGAUCUUUUUUUCCUAGCAUGGAAGUCAUAACUUGAGAAAUGAGUGUAGAAAUAGAGUGAAUAGAGCAUGUACUGGUUGUUUAAUGCUUGUGUGUGUGUGUGUGUGUGUGUUUUGUGAAAUGUCUCUCAGAUUGACGUGAGCUCGGUCAUGCUGUGUGCAUCCACCUCUCAGGAUAUAAAGGAGGAGCCUGUGAGUGUGUCUAUGACUCCUGAGGUGUCUGCGGCUCCGCCCCCCAAAACCAGACACAGAGAAAACCGCAGCUCCCGCCGCAAACAGCGUCUAGUCCUGCCAGCCACCGAGGAACCCGUCCUGCUCUACCCCGACAGCACUCUCUUUGACUCGGGCGUGGUCUCUGACGUCUCCACCUUCCAAGACACUCACGAUCCGGAGCCCCAAUCCACCUGUAAACCUGACCCCGACAGCCCAAACAGAGAAUAUGCUUUUAAAACGCCCAUCAAGAGCAGCCACCCUUCCUCAUCCACUCCCAGUAAGCUUCCCACAGUUCUGGAGCCCUGGAGGAUCACUCCUGUCGGAAAGGGAGGCGUGCUGGACUUCAGCCCCAUCCGUACGCCCAGCGGGCCACAGCUUACCCCGCAACGGAACGAACACACACCUUUCAGCUUCAACAGCACGCCUUUCAAAGAGCUGGCGCUCUUCAGCUCCCCUCGAGAGCUGCUCACCUGCUCCAGACCUUCUCCGAGACGCUCCACUCCGACCUGCUCCAGAGAGCUGUUGCAAAUGGGUGCCGCCAACCGCUCUCUCACUGAAGGCCUCGUCCUGGAUACCAUGAACGACAGCCUGAGUAAAAUCCUAGUGGAUAUCAGCUUCCCCAACCUGGAGGAUGAUGAUCUCUGCAUGGCAAACAUCAGCUGGUCCCAAUUUAUCCCGGAGCUCAAGUGACUCCUGUAGCAUAUCUCAACUUCUUUUAUCCGAGCUGCUCACACUUCCCUCACUGCCUUUGAUUCUUAUUUACUUGCUAUUGAUCUCUUAAGUAUUUUCUUAACUUCUAUUGCUAUUUCACUGCCUUUUACUGUACGUGUCUGUGUUUCGGAUGUGUAGGCCUUUGUUUGUGCGCAAAACUGUUAGUGACGAAUGUACUUAGAUGAGAUUAAUUUGCACAAGUUGUAAUAUAUAAAUAUGAGUGUGUGAGAGAGAGUGUAUAUUAUAAGUGGACAUACAGAUUUGCCAGAUGAAUUAAUUUACACUACUCAAUUCUACAGUGUUUCUUUAUUUUGGAAUGAUUUUGAAAACCUUGGAUUAGCCAGAUAGACUGACGGUAAAAAUAGCACACAACAACAGAUUUUUAAGACAAUUUGGGGUGUGAAAAAAAAGCCUCACAUUCAAAUUAAAGGGAUAGUUCACACAGUUAUAAAACAAUCUGCCCCCCACUUGUUCUAAGCCUUUCUUCUGUUGAACACAAAAGAGGAUUUUUAAUUUUAUUUUUUGGAAAACAUUGGUCACUAAACAUCUGACUGUAGCCAUUGACUUGUAACUUUCUUCAGAAUAUUUUCUUUUGUUCAACAGAAGGAAGAAACUCCUACUCAUGGGUGAGUAAAUGAUGAUAGUAUUUUCAUUUUUGGGUGGACUGUCCCUUUAUUGGUUGUUUGUUAAUUGCAUAUGGUCAUGUAAGUGGUGCACUGUACUAGAAUUUACUAGUCAUUCAUCUGAAGUGUAUCAAGCUUUUUAUAACAUCCCAUAAUGUGUGUUUUAAUGGUUACAAACGUAUCAGAAUAGUGACUCAUCUCUGCUGCUGCUGCUUUUCUGCAUUCAUGUGUUUUUGCUAUUAAGAAUGAUUUAAGUAAGACUUUGCAUUCUGGAUGUUGGGUAUGACCAAGAUGAGCAUUCAGAGAGUUUUGUGGUGUUACAAAUCUUUUAAUGUUCAUUUGCAUAUGUAAAGUGAUUUGUGAGCAUGCAUCGAGUUCAUAUGUGCUUAAAUGCAUAUAUGCUUACGUUCUUCCAAUGUAAAACAAAACCAAGAAAAAAUGUCAUAAAAAUAUACAAGAACUACAUGGUUGACAUUUAUGGUGUUAAGAUGUUACAUCAGCAUUAGAAAUGAAGUACUAUAUAAUAAUAAUAGUAUAUUAAUGCACACACAUUAAAAAAGCUGGUGGUUUCCAUAAGACUUCAAAGCCAUGUAAUAUUCAACUUUGACAUUCCCCAAAAGCGUACAUUUUGGUGAUGCAUAAAAACUUGCCAUUAAGACCCUGUGCCAUUCAGAGAAUCAUAUGAGGAUGUGUUUUGUGCGAUUUCUGAAGACUAUUGAAAUAUGGAUGUUCUCUACUAGGCAUUUUACUGAGGUAACAGGCUUCGACCAGAUACACCCAUUGUCAUUUCCAACAAAGCAUACAAUUUGCUUUCUCUUCCUAUUGUACUUAAUUUUUGACAAUAAAGGGAUACUUUAUACAGUCA
Carassius auratus (goldfish) is the source of this 3016-nucleotide messenger RNA. Its product is annotated as forkhead box protein M1-like. NCBI's taxonomy places the organism in Eukaryota, Metazoa, Chordata, Actinopteri, Cypriniformes, Cyprinidae. Gene Ontology annotation, biological process: regulation of transcription by RNA polymerase II; regulation of cell population proliferation; G2/M transition of mitotic cell cycle. Gene Ontology annotation, cellular component: nucleus. The transcript has a single exon. The coding region runs from base 755 to 1507 and encodes 250 amino acids. The record is from RefSeq and is a predicted model, not a curated record. Gene Ontology annotation, molecular function: DNA-binding transcription factor activity; RNA polymerase II transcription regulatory region sequence-specific DNA binding.